GUGCAAACAACAACAAUGCAUUCCAUCACAGGCUCUGUCCUCAGAACCACACGAGUCGUCCAAGGCUUCAGCAGGCUGCUCCACUACUCUCCAGUCACCAAAAUGCCAAUUCAGGUUGGAGAAUCUCUUCCUGCAGUGGAGGUGCAGGAGGGCGAGCCGGGAAACAAGGUGAUGAUGGAUCAGCUCUUCAAGGGGAAGAAGGGCAUUCUGUUUGCUGUUCCUGGGGCGUUCACUCCUGGCUGCUCCAAGACCCACCUGCCCGGCUUUGUGCAGCAAGCUGAGGACUUGAGGAAUAAGGGUAUCCAGGAGGUUGCAUGCAUUUCUGUCAACGAUGCGUUUGUCAUGGCUGCUUGGGGAAAAGAGCACGGAGCAGAUGGCAAGGUUCGAAUGUUGGCUGAUCCUGCUGGAAACUUCACUAAGGCGGUCGACCUUGUUCUUGACAGUGAUAAGAUUUUGCAGGCUCUUGGUAACAAGCGCUCCAAGAGGUAUGCGAUGCUGGUGGAAGACGGAGUGGUGAAGAAGCUGAGCGUAGAGCCCGAUGGCACUGGGCUGACCUGCAGUCUCGCCUCCAACAUUCUAGCCGAGCUGUAGGCUUAUGGUGAGCUUAUUGACCCGAUCAACUCACCCUGAGUUACUGUGAAAGUUGCAACGAUAAAACCUCCUGCAGCCUGAUCACGUUUACCCAACAUGGAUGCAGUUGCCAUGUGGAUGCYAGUAUCAGGUGGAAGAUUAUUAAUGCGCACAAUUGUGAUAAGUAUUACAAAUAUAAGCUUGUUUGUCUUGGUUUACUGUUACAAAUGAGUGAAUAAAAUGUGUUCAAAAAUCAAUAUUUUCAUUGUAGUGUAACCCCCAUUUCACCUCACCUCAUCUCACCACUGGUUGACCUUUGACCGCCUGAGGUCAAAGCUCCCCUCUCCCAGACUGAACAGUUUCAGUCCUCACUGAGGGCUUCAAAAAAAUAAACCUUUCACUGAUAAAAACAAAUUAAAACAAACACUCUGUCUGUUAUUGCUGUCCUUUAAACAUGUAUAAUUCAAAUGCUUAAACCUGUUAAAAUGUGUUUGACUUUUGUCUUUUCUUUUUAAGGGCUCUCUAGUAAUAGUUAUUUUAUAACUUGGCAUUUGUGUUUUGAACAUGUUAGAAGUUUGAAUUAGUGAUAACAAUAUAUUUUAAUCAAUGCUUAUAUUUUUAUCUGUUCACUUCUGUUUUUAAUAAGCAUUACUCGAUCAUUUUAUUAGUUUACUAAUAACAGUUCAUAAUUAAUCAUUAGUUAAUUGAAAUAUUAACCUAAUGGUCUUUAAGAGUUGAGUUAGUCCUGCUCAUAGAUGUUGGUGUGCUGGUUUUGAUGUUCAGCCUUGGGUCUCCACACACAAAGACACACACAAAGACACACACAAAGACACGCACACACACGCAGUUCUCAUGAGAACACCACCAAACGCUUAGACACCUGCAGAUAACGUUCUCCGUCCUGUUUUUAAAACCUUUCUGUCACUUCCUGUUCGUCUGUCUGCCCUGCUGGGCUCUGACGCCGGUCGUCUGCCCAGCUGCCUCGUCUUUUUCCUGUACUGGGAACCACUAGGUUUUCCAGUUGCUUCUGCAGCAUAAUUUUUUCUCUGUCUUACAAGGAAAUAGGCUUUUUGGUGGCUUACCAUUUUUUGUGUUGUCUGCUCCGCCUGAAACCUGGAGCCAUCAUCUUUGCUGUGAGUUUUUCAUAGUUCCUGGUGGACCUGUCGGCCCUGAACCGCUGCCUCACUGCUGAUAUGUCCCGAGUCCGUGAAAAGGGAUCUGUUUUACCCAUUCGUCUGACCAAGAGAGGCCUCGGUCUAUGCUGUCCGAUGAGCAUCUGCCUGGAGCUCAACGUCUGGUCUUGUUUUGAAAGGUCCCAGGCCCACAGCUCACAACUGAAACAUAAUUUAGAACCUUAAAAGACUUAUUUGUUGUCUGUCGUCUCUCUAUUUGUCUCUCCCAUUCUUUCCCUCAUACAUUCACACACACAUUUACACACACACUGACCCUGAUUGUAUAUAAAAUAAUCUGCUUUUGCUUAGACAAUACUUUUAGACAAACUGCUUAAAAGUAGAAUAGCAUUGUAGUGAGAGCUCAUUUAUUGUUUGAUUGUUGUAACCACAUAUUAACCACUCAAUAUUACUCUCUUUAAUAAAAGUCAGUUUUUAACUGGCCAAAAAAUAAA
Austrofundulus limnaeus is the source of this 2194-nucleotide messenger RNA. It is a transcript of the gene prdx5, whose product is annotated as peroxiredoxin 5. The record is from RefSeq and is a predicted model, not a curated record. The transcript has 6 exons. Gene Ontology annotation, biological process: cell redox homeostasis; hydrogen peroxide catabolic process; cellular response to oxidative stress. The coding region runs from base 16 to 591 and encodes 191 amino acids. Lineage: Eukaryota; Metazoa; Chordata; Actinopteri; Cyprinodontiformes; Rivulidae. Gene Ontology annotation, cellular component: cytoplasm; mitochondrion; peroxisome. Gene Ontology annotation, molecular function: thioredoxin peroxidase activity.